Molecule: messenger RNA, 495 nt
Organism: Trichosporon asahii var. asahii CBS 2479
Lineage: Eukaryota; Fungi; Basidiomycota; Tremellomycetes; Trichosporonales; Trichosporonaceae
Product: prefoldin subunit 2
Exons: 3
Coding region: 1-495 (164 amino acids)
Biological process (GO): protein folding
Cellular component (GO): prefoldin complex; cytoplasm
Molecular function (GO): protein folding chaperone
Source: RefSeq, a predicted model, not a curated record
AUGGCGACAACGGCUUCAAGCUCGGCGGCGGGCGCCGCUUCGGGGAGCAAGCAGCUCGACCCCCAGCAGAUCCAGGUUCAAUUUCAGCGCUACCGAACGGAGCUCCAGAGCCUCGCGCAGAAGAUUGGGGAGCUUGAGAGCGAGAUGGAGGAGCAUGCCCUCGUCCUGUCCACGCUCAAGCCUCUCGUUACCUCAGACCCGGAGCGCAAGUGCUUCCGGCUGAUCGGCGGCGUCCUCGUCCAACGUACAGUCAAGGACGUGGUUCCAGCGCUCGAGACCAACUACGCCGGCAUCAAGGAGGUGCUCGAAACCCUCGUCAAGACGUACAAGGGCAAGGAGGAGGAGUUUGCGUCGUUCCAGAGGGAACACAAGAUUGUUGUGAGUAUGAGUACGAUAGGCGGGACCGCCGGAGCUAGGCUGCUUCGAAUCGCGCAUGCAGGCAGUGGUUCCUCUCCUGCCGUCGGUCUAGUGUCCGAGAGGGAACAGCGCCCUUGA